AUGGACGUAAGAUUUUAUUCACCACCUCCACCACCACAGCCUGCAGCCACUCCUGAUACCCCUUGUCUGGGACCUUCUCCCUGCCUGGACCCCUACUAUUGCAACAAGUUUGACGGUGACAACAUGUAUAUGAGUAUGACAGAGCCGAGCCAGGACUAUGUGCCAGCAAGCCAGUCUUUUCCUGGUCCAAGUCUUGAAAGUGAAGAUUUUAACAUACCUCCCAUAACUCCUCCAUCAUUACCUGACCACUCACUGGUGCACCUGAAUGAGGUAGAGUCUGGGUAUCACUCUCUGUGUCACCCAAUGAACCAUAACGGCCUGCUUCCAUUUCAUCCACAAAACAUGGACCUACCUGAAAUUACUGUGUCCAACAUGCUUGGCCAAGAUGGGACACUGCUUUCAAAUUCACUUUCUGUGAUGCAAGAUUUACGGAACGCAGAAGGAGCUCAAUAUAGUUCCCACCCUCAGAUGGCAGCCAUGAGACCAAGGGUUCAACCUGCAGAAAUUAGGCAGCCAGGAAUGAUGCAGCAUGGUCAGCUGACUACCAUUAACCAGUCACAGCUCAGUGCUCAGCUUGGUUUGAAUAUGGGUGGAAACAAUGUUCCCCAUAACUCUCCAUCUCCACCUGGAAGCAAGUCUGCAACUCCCUCACCAUCCAGUUCAGUCCAUGAAGAUGAAGGGGAUGAUACCUCUAAGGUCAAUGGAGGAGAGAAGCGACCUGCUUCUGAUAUGGGAAAGAAACCCAAAACUCCCAAAAAGAAGAAGAAGAAGGACCCUAAUGAGCCACAGAAGCCUGUGUCUGCCUAUGCAUUAUUCUUCCGAGACACUCAAGCAGCCAUCAAGGGCCAAAACCCAAAUGCUACAUUUGGUGAAGUCUCUAAAAUUGUAGCUUCAAUGUGGGAUGGCUUGGGAGAGGAACAAAAACAGGUAUACAAAAAGAAAACUGAAGCUGCUAAGAAGGAAUAUUUGAAGCAGUUAGCUGCAUACAGAGCAAGCCUUGUAUCCAAGAGCUACAGUGAACCUGUUGAUGUUAAGGCGUCCCAACCACCUCAGAUGAUUAAUUCAAAACAGUCAGUGUUCCAUGGGCCCACACAGGCUCAUUCCGCACUGUACCUAAGCUCCCAUUAUCACCAACAACCCGGAAUGAAUCCACACAUAACUGCCAUGCACGCUAAUAUCCCCAGGAAUAUCGCACCCAAGCCCAACAACCAAAUGCCAGUGACUGUUUCCAUAGCAAAUAUGGCUGUGUCCCCACCUCCACCGCUUCAGAUUAGCCCACCUCUCCACCAGCAUCUCAACAUACAGCAACACCAGCCAAUUACAAUGCAGCAGUCCAUUGGAAACCAACUCCCAAUGCAGGUCCAGUCUGCUUUACAUUCACCUACAAUGCAGCAAGGAUUUACUCUUCAGCCUGAUUAUCAGAAUAUCAUCAACCCUACAUCUACAGCUGCACAAGUUGUUACCCAAGCAAUGGAGUAUGUUCGUUCAGGGUGCAGAAAUCCUCCAGCACAGACUGUGGACUGGAAUAAUGACUACUGCAGUAAUGGGGGCAUGCAGAGGGACAAAGCACUGUACCUUACCUGA
Emys orbicularis (European pond turtle) is the source of this 1584-nucleotide messenger RNA. It is a transcript of the gene TOX, whose product is annotated as thymocyte selection associated high mobility group box. The record is from RefSeq and is a predicted model, not a curated record. Gene Ontology annotation, molecular function: chromatin DNA binding. Gene Ontology annotation, biological process: regulation of transcription by RNA polymerase II; leukocyte differentiation. NCBI's taxonomy places the organism in Eukaryota, Metazoa, Chordata, Testudines, Emydidae. Gene Ontology annotation, cellular component: nucleus. The coding region runs from base 1 to 1584 and encodes 527 amino acids. The transcript is spliced from 9 exons.